This is a messenger RNA of Myiozetetes cayanensis, 2114 nucleotides long. It is a transcript of the gene COIL, whose product is annotated as coilin. The transcript has 5 exons. The record is from RefSeq and is a predicted model, not a curated record. Gene Ontology annotation, biological process: spliceosomal snRNP assembly. Bases 3 to 1826 code for a protein of 607 amino acids. Lineage: Eukaryota; Metazoa; Chordata; Aves; Passeriformes; Tyrannidae. Gene Ontology annotation, cellular component: Cajal body. Gene Ontology annotation, molecular function: U1 snRNA binding; U2 snRNA binding.
UGAUGGCGGCUGCCGGCGGCGGCCCCGUGCGGCUGCGGCUGCAGUUCGACCACCCUCCGCCCGCCAGCCCGGGCUGCGCGCUGUGCUGGCUCCUGCUGGAGCCGGGCCAGGCGCGCCUCGUCACCGACCUGCUCAGCCUCAUCCGCCACCGCUUCGGCUUCAGCCGCCGCGCCCGCCUCAGCCUCUUCCUGCAGGGGGCGCUGCUGCCGCCCGCCGAGAGCGCGCGCCUGGUGCGCGACAACGACUCGCUGCGAGUAAAAUUGGAUGACAUAGUUGCAGAUGAUUAUGAAGAGACAGAUGAUGGCUUUACUUACACAACAAAAGAAGACAAAAAAAGGCACAGACACAAGCAGGAUGAGGAAGAAUUCUCUAGAAAUGAAGACAGGCAUAAAAGGAAGAAGAAAAAGGACAAGCAUAAUCUUGAGUAUUCCUCUUGUAGGGAAGAGAGCUCUGUAGAUAUCUGGGACUCUCAAAAAAGGUACACAAAAAGAAAAAGAAAGGAAGAAGUUAGUGGAAAAAACAGACCAGCAGAAGGUAAGGAAGAGAGCUCUACUGCCCAUUCUAAAAAGCUUAAAAAAAAUGAGAGGGAGAAACAGGUGGCAACAAAAAAGAAGGAUGAAAAGCAGACAAAGGCUGCUGCAGCAAAGAUGGCUUUAGAAUGGGGCAAUGAGAACUUUUCUCUAAAUUCUGGUAAAAAUACUACCAAGAAGAUCACAACACAGUCCAGCAAAAAGAGGGUGGAAACUUCAGAUUCCUCCAGCACAUCGUCUGACAGUGACAGCAGUGAGUUAAACAUAAAGCAGAACAAAUCUUCCCAUAAACCCGUAGCGACGACACUUCCCAAAGACAAAUCCCAGGCUGCUGCAAAUUCUGGUGCAAAAACGAAUAAAGUGACUGUAAAGUCUAACACUGAAAAGACUAAGACUGCAGUUAGUAAAAAUGCUAAAAAACCCCAGUCCUCUAGUUCAGAUUCUGACUCGAGUACAGAGGAUGAGAAGGCGACACCAGCACAAGACAGCACUGCAAAGGAAGAGGCUCUGCCGACCAACACGGGGGCUGUAAAAGCCACUACCACGGCUCCCAAAGCAAAGAGCUCCUCUUCAGAGUCUGAUAGUUCGGACUCAGACACACCUGUUACUAAAAAACCCGCGGCAGAUGCUGGACUGAGUAAUUCCACAGUAAGAAACUGUAUCAAACAGUUGCCAACCAGUAUUCAAGGACCCUUUGCCAGCCCAGGCCGUGGAAGGGGGCGUGGAUCGGGAGAGGAUUAUUUCUGGAGAGGACCUAGGGGCCGUGGGUUUCGUGGGAUGAUGAGGGGCCAAGGCCAUGGGAGAGGAGCAAACCCUGGCUUCUUCUACAAUUACAGCAGUGAAGGCCAGAAGCAGAGGCAGUUAAAUGAAUCUGCAACAAAUACUUCUGUUGUUGUCCAGAAUCCCGUGGAGGUUCCCAAGAGAGACUAUAGUGUGUUACCCCUUCUAGCUGCUCCACCCCAAGUGGGAGAAAAGAUUGCCUUUAAGCGCUUGGAACUAACUGAAAAUUACAGUCCUGAAGUUUCAGACUAUAAGGAGGCCAAAAUAAUCAGUUGGAAUGCUGAUAAAAAACAGAUCGAGCUUGAGAUCCUUUCGGCACCAGCAGGACCAAGUACGUACCCUGGGACACCAAAGUCUUCUUGUCCUGUGCAUCACUUGGGAAACAGUCCAAGGCACAGCUUAUGUUUCAGAAGUAUUCCCAGUUUCCUUGGGUUCAUUCUCAACACACCCCUUCCCUCCUCAUUCCCUCCCCAGAGAGUCUAUUUAAAUGGAAAAGCUCCAACCCUUGCCAGUUGAACUGAAGAUGCUCAUGGGCAUUUACAAAAGUGAAUUUCUUCAGUCAGUGUGAGUGCUCAGUAACUCACCUCUACUGAGUCCUGCAGUUGCCAUUGAAGCCAGAAUUUUUCUUAAACUUAAGCAACACAUUAUUACCUUUUCCAUCCAUGUAGCCAUACGAGUCACCUUAAUUUUGAUGUGCAGUCUUCAGCUCUACCUCAGAUUUUUUUUGUUCCAAUUACAAGCCCAGACACACAACUGAAAAACAAAACAAAACAAAACUGGGGUUUGAGGUAAACAUUUAAACUU